ACGUUGAAUCAGCCAUGCAUACUGGAAUUGCAAUUCUGCUCUUUGUAUUUGCAGCUUUUUUUGCUGCUUUUUGUUUAUUGGUAGUUGUCCCAGUGUACUUAGAGCUGAGAAAUUUAAAUAUCCCUUCUGGAGUUGCUAGUCCGGGGAAACUACGCAUGAUUCAUUGUGUGUAUGUGGGGAUAAGCAUUGUGGGACAAAUUCUGGGGCAAUUGGGGCUGUGCCAUCAGAUGAAUUUUAUACGAUGGAGCAGAUGCUGUAUCAUGGCCCGCAAAAAACCAGUGCCCUCCGGGCUUCGUAUUAAGGACUUGAGCUUCAGUGGAGUUCCAGUGAGGGUGUAUGAGCCUACAGCUGCCUCAAGAGAGAAAAAAAGGGGCCUGGUGUACUUUCAUGGUGGUGGAUGGAUGUUUGGCUGCAUUGAUGAUUACAAUGAAGUGUGUCAGUAUAUAUCACUGGAGAGUGACACCAUAGUUGUGUCUGUUGGUUACCGUCUGGCCCCCGAGCACAGGUACCCUGCCCACCUGGACGACUGUGAGGUCGUGACUCGCCAUUUCCUGUCAAUAGCGGCAACCGAUUUCGGGGUGGACCCACGCAGGGUGGCAGUUGGUGGGGACAGCGCAGGGGCGAACCUGGCAGCCGCUCUCUGCCAGAGGCUGUCAAAGACACAGGAUUGUCAUCUGCCAUCUCCCUGUGCCCAGGUUCUCAUCUACCCGGCACUGCAGAUGGCAGAUUUCCACCUGCCCUCAUACCAGCAGAACCACUCUGUGCCCAUAUUGUUCAGAGGCCGAGCGGUGUUCUAUUUCCUACAGUACCUCAACGGGAAUACUUCUGUGAGCCAGCAGAUUCUGGAAGGCAAGCAUGUUCCUGUCGAGCUAAAACGUCGCUAUAAGAAAUGGCUGGAUCCAGAUAAUCUUCCACCUCAGUUUAGAAAAGGAGCAAGAAGUCCGCAGGUUAUCCCAAGCCAUGAUGGUCAUGUCUAUCACAUCAUCAAACAGGGGCUGGAUCCAGAGAUCUCCCCUUUACUAGCUGAGGAUGAUGUUCUCCGCCUCGCACCGCCCACCUUUGUCUUGACCUGUGAGUUUGAUGUGCUGAGGGAUGAUGGCAUUUUGUUCUGUAAGCGACUGAAGGAUGCAGGAGUGGAAGUCACGUGGGAGCAUCUAUCUGAUGGCUUCCACGGGAUCAUCAGUUUCUUCAACCAGGGCUGGUUGACAUUUCAAUCUUCUCAAAAGGGUAUGGACAGCAUUGUAAGAUAUGUAAGGACUCUCUGACUGAGAAGUCAAAAGAUUUGUCAGAAUGACAUAGAAUAUAGCCUGUAAAGAGUUUUUUUUUUUUUCUUUUUCUUUUUUUUU
Molecule: messenger RNA, 1346 nt
Organism: Sinocyclocheilus anshuiensis
Lineage: Eukaryota; Metazoa; Chordata; Actinopteri; Cypriniformes; Cyprinidae
Gene: aadacl4
Product: arylacetamide deacetylase-like 4
Exons: 4
Coding region: 15-1265 (416 amino acids)
Cellular component (GO): membrane
Molecular function (GO): carboxylic ester hydrolase activity
Source: RefSeq, a predicted model, not a curated record